CCAAGCUGCAGUCUCUCUUUGGUGGGGGGGAGAGAACCCAGCCUUCUGGAGAGGGAAGGAAUGGGGGGGGUGGGGGCUCUCCUCCCUCACCAGAGUCUCACCCCCUUUCUCCUGUUUAGGUCUCUGCCAUGUGGGGCUGGGCCCUGCUCCCCAUCCUGCUGGUCAUCUGCGGCACCGUGGGCUUCUGGGUGGUAUACGCCAUGUCCGUGGCCAAUGGGUCUGUGAACGUCACAGUCAUGUUCCCGUAUAUCAGCACCUGCGGAUCUGACCCUCCCCAGAGCUGCAUCUUCGGUCAAGUGCUGAACAUGGGGGCGUUCCUGGUCACCCUGAUCAGCUACCUGAGGUUCCAGCAGGUUCGGGACUGGGGGUGUCCCUGCGCCCUGAACACGGCCGGCCUCUGCCUGGGGCUGCUCUGUGCCCUAGGAGCCUCUGUCGUGGGCAACUUCCAGCUAAGUAACCAGCUGGAGACUCACAUCUUUGGGGCGUUUCUGGCCUUCGUCGUGGGUGUUGUUUAUUUCUGGGUCCAGGCCGCGCUGACCAAACGGGUGAAGUCGCAUCCUGGCGGGCGUUGGAUCGGACCAGCCCGGUUCUGUCUCAGUGCGGGCAGCACGGCCCUGCUUGUGGCCAUGUUCGCUCUGCACGGGCUGGGGCUGCGGUCGGAAGCUGCCGCCUGCGAAUGGAGCUUGGCCCUGACCCUCUUCGUCCUCUUCGGCCUCUUCGCCGUGGAUUUCCGGUACAUCGAGUCCUGCUCCGUGGGGCUGCAGCACCGGGCACCCCCAACUGCCCUGGAGCUGGGCGCCGCCUCCACCCAGACCCUGGCGCUCUAGCCCCGGCCCCACCUGGACUGGCCCCCCCACGGCUCUGGGGCAGGGACCCUUGGAUGGCCGCCCCCAGCUCUUCCCCCCACCCCCACUGCGGGCACUGCUGGCGGGGGAAGCUCGCAGCGCUGGGGGCUGGCUGGCUGCUGGGAGCGAGACUGGGGGAGCCACGGUUCUGGUGCAUGUGUGUGGGGGGAAUGUUCACAGACCCCCUUAUUUCCCCCCCUCCCCCAGGACAGAAGUGGUCUCACCCCCCCACACAUACAGAGCGGGCUGUAAUAAAGGGGGGAUUUCUCAGAUCUGGUGCCUCUGUCACAUUUAGAUGGCCGAGGGGCCUGGCCCUGCCCCCCAGCACCGAGAGCUUGGGAUGGGGGAAGGCAGGGGAAGGAGCAGAGAUUGCCCCCCAUACCCCACUCUGCCCGGGGAGGGCAGGGCAUUCCUCACAAGGGGGGGUGGGAAGCUAGCUAGAGCCAGGCCACCUGGGUUCUUUCCCUGAUGCUGGGAGGGGAGUGGGGUCUCGUGGUUGGGGGGGGUUCAGAGCCAGGACUCCUGGGUUCUAUGAUCAGCAGGGGCCUGAUGAGAAAAGGCCGGUGGGCGAGGGGUUACAAUCCUCUCAUCUCUCAAUGUUUUUUUUUGGCGGGGAGGGGGAGAUACGGACCAGCAGCUCGGGCUGCACCCCAAGAGCACCCCACAAUCACUGUUUGCUUCAUCUACCCAGAGCACCCGUGAAGCUAAGGGAGAGCUGGCACCCCCUAGAGAGGAAAAGCCCCGGGCUCCAUUCCCUGCCUCCCCCCAACUCCCCA
Molecule: messenger RNA, 1621 nt
Organism: Dermochelys coriacea (leatherback sea turtle)
Lineage: Eukaryota; Metazoa; Chordata; Testudines; Dermochelyidae
Gene: TMEM150B
Product: transmembrane protein 150B
Exons: 6
Coding region: 129-827 (232 amino acids)
Source: RefSeq, a predicted model, not a curated record